AUGUUCAGAAGAUCUUUAAACGUAUGCUGCCCAAUUGGCGGUAAACCAUUCGGAUCCUUUCAAAAUGUUCAAGAUAUAAAUCGGGUGUUGCAAAAUUCUGUCACUCAACCAGCCAACGAUCGAGUCUUUGAAUCGACUUUACAAAACAUGAACAACCGUGAAAGUCUCAAUAACCCUCAAUUAUUCACUUUAAAUCCAUCUAAUCAAAAUGUGUUCAACACUCCACUGAACCCUCAAAUAUCAAUUCAAAGACCAUUCGAAUCAAAUCUUGGGAAUUUACAAUCAUCAAAUAUCAAUCAAAAUCAGUUUAACGAACGACGACCAAUAAUCGAGCCAAAUCCUUUAGGCUUGCAAUCAUCGGUUAUAGGGCCAAAUCGGAUUAGUCAACCAUCUUCAAUUAUUCAAUCAAAUGGAUUAAACUCACAAGCGCCAAUGCCUUUUCCACUUAAUCCACAAUUUAUCAGGCGAACUUUAAUGCCGGAAUCGUUUAUUCCAAAACCUGAGCCUUUUAGGCCGCAGCCAUUUAAUCCUCAAACUUUUGUUCCGAUUGGUAAUAGAUAUGGGAAUGAUGACGAAGAAUAUGAAUUUGAAGAUGAUGAUUGUAACCAUGGUGAUGUUGGAGAAUAUGAUCACUCAGAUACAUAUCAUCAGCACCAUCAAAAUCCACAUAAAAAUCACCAAAAUCAUCAUUAUUUAAAUCCAACAAAACAUCCAAAUUAUUUGCCGCCUCAUCAGGAUUCGUUCGAAAAUCAAAAAAAGAAAGAUGAAGAUGACUCAAAGAUUUAUUUUGAACCAUUCGCGCAUAACAUGCAACAUUAUCCAAAUCAGUUUGGCCAGAAUCCACAUUUACACACUAUGGUUGAUAACAGACCACCUCGACCUAUUCACCAACAGAAACCUAUUGUCCAGCCAUAUCCAAUAAACCAACGCCCUCCAAUAGGUCAACAAAUUCCAAUAAAUAAUCAACAAUCACUUAAUCAAAGACCAGCUAAUGCAGGAAUAAACCAACGACCUCCAAUAGGUCAACAAAUUCCAAUAAAUAAUCAACAAUCACUUAAUCAAAGACCAGCUAAUGCAGGAAUAAACCAACGACCUCCAAUAAGUCAACAAAUUCCAAUUAAUAAUCAACAAUCUCUUAAUCAACGACCAGCUAAUGCUGGAAACAGACCACAAGAAAAAGAACCUACUUAUGAAGAUUUUGGCGGAGAAUUUGUAAAACUUCCUUUAGUUCUAAUUGAUAAGCCACCAAGUAAUGGACAACAGUCUAGUAGCUUACCAGCAACUCGGCCAAUUAAUAAUCAACAAUUUAUUCAAAUUCCUGGACCAAAUGCGCCAACAAAUAUGAUGCAGCCCAUUCCCAAACCAGAUAGACCAAGCAAUGACAAUUUAGAUAGAAUAAACGAAAAUCAAGGACUAAUAGUUAAUCCACAAGAUAAAACUCAAGAUUUUGAUUAUGGUGAUCUGCCAAAUAGUGACAAACUAGUGCUCCACCCAACGGUGAAUAAUGUUUUGUUGCCGCCAUUUCGUGAAAGUGAGCAAUCAAUUAACUCCAAUGGUGAUCAAAAUAGUGUUAAUAACAUUACACAAGAUGGAAAUAGUAACACAAAUAAUGAAAAUAAUUUAUUAACAGUUCAAAAACUGAUUGAUAGAAUUUUCUCAACUGAUAAUAGAGAUAUGAGCAUUUUUGCAUCAGCCAAUGGCAAAGAUUUAUUUGGAACAAACUUAUCAAAUACCAAUUCUGGUGUACGAGAUAAUAUUAGUCCAACGGAAAAAUUUAAUCAAUUGUCUAAUACAACUCUUAUGGUAACAACUGUACAACAACUCAUUGACGAACUAUUUCCAUUCCAAAAUGCAAAUAGUACAAAUCUGACAAGUUCCAAUAGUGAUACGGAUUCGCCUAGAAUGUUUGAAUCAAACAUAAAAACCACCAAAAAUCAACAGCAAGGAUUCAAUAUACCUUCUGAUAACAAGCAAACAGAUGGUGUAUUUGGAGGAGAAAAUGCUACUAUAGUUAGCAUUGAAACAAAUCCGCCAAUUACAAAUGAAACAGUUAAUACAGGAACAAGAAAUAACAUCCAAAAUGAUACUGCUGAGAACUCGGACCAAGUCGUGGAACCACAUUUGAACCAAACACAACUUCUAGAUUUGACUGGUAAAAAUCAGUCAUUGUUGAGUGAUAAUAAUGGAAUUCAAAAAAUAAAGAUUGAUAUUCGAUUCGGAGAAGACAAUAGUACCGAAAAACAGGUUACUGAACCAAUUUUAGCUUCCAACAUCACUGAGCAACUAAUUACUAAUAAACCAGUUGACGUUCAACAAAUACCGAUUCCAACAGUGAGUCAAGAUAGUUAUAUAAAACCUGGUCACAGACCUAUUUAUGCAUACACAGGGAGUUAUGGACAGUCACCAUAUUAUACACAAACCUCAAAAUAUCCAAAUAAUGCAAAUGUAUUUGAUCAUUUCGAGAGUUAUCGCAAUUUCUUUUUGUUUGCAAGACAAAGUUGGGAUCGCGUUAAAGAAUCAUUAAGAAAGCAUUACUGA
Molecule: messenger RNA, 2538 nt
Organism: Ctenocephalides felis (cat flea)
Lineage: Eukaryota; Metazoa; Arthropoda; Insecta; Siphonaptera; Pulicidae
Exons: 3
Coding region: 1-2538 (845 amino acids)
Source: RefSeq, a predicted model, not a curated record